AAGGUCGUUUAUGUCAAAAAUUGCCGGGCCAGUUGGGAAUCCGGUUUUGAAACCCGAGUCUGCUUUGAACGGAGUUAUGAUCAUUUUAUUGUUCUGAUCCCCUGGACAGUGACGAUGUUCAAGCCGGAGUCGCAGAAAGAAGCCUUCCUCGAGCACACGAAGGCUGCCAGGGAGGAGAGGGCGCUGGAAAAACGAAGGGAGAACGCUGCCACGACCAUCCAGGCUCACGUCAGGGGUUGGCUACAGAAGAAGAAGUACUGCCGUUCCAUAUUAAACGAACUUGAAAAAGAGAUACCAGAAGAUAUCAAAAACCCUAAUGUAAAACCAGCUUUAUAUUAUUAUAAAUUGAUUACCCGAUAUCUUACAAUAUGGAAUAAAAAAAGGGAUAAAACAAUUUUUGAAAAAUUGUGCAGUUAUCUUGUGGCGAGUGUAGAAUCUGAAAACCCCAAGUUGAGUUAUGUAGGCGUAGCUUUGAAUAAAGAAUAUUCCUUGUAUUGGAUUAAACAGAUAAAAUCAAUUUUAUGGAUUUGCUGCGAAUACCUUGAAACGUUGAAGCCUGAAGUCAGCUCUGAGCUACGUUCGAUUCUUCUCUUUCUUCGAACUCUCGUUUCUUUCACUUCAACAAAAACAUGGGGUUUACUUCACAACAAAUCUAUGGAAAGUCUGAUACCUGGAAUGAACCAACUAUGUGCCAACAUUAUGGGCUUUCUUUUCAUGAGGGGGUUCUAUUUAAAUCUAAAGUCCCUUCUUUUAAAAGGCCUUUCAAGAUCAAAAGUAACUUUAAAAGGUGUUGCUUUAACAGCAAUAAUGACUUUAGUAACUAGGCCGUUGAUCUCAGCAUCUAUGUCAGACAAAUUGGUAUCAAUGUUCCUUAUUCAUAUAUUUAGCGUUCCGGGUCUAGUCCUUCACUUAAAUCAGCUCGCUCCAGAAUGCAUUACUCUACUGGAAUCUCAUGGAAUCCUGAAAAGGAGUUUAGAACUGCUAAGCAUUCAGCAAGAUUUAAGGAUAGUUUUUAAUGCGCUGGAAGGGAGUUAUGCUCUCUGUCUCAUUGCCAAUAUUAUUCACAUGGCACAUAUCGAAAGAGAAAUAAUCCUUUCUAAUACUAAUGCAGCAUUGUUCACAAGUGUUGUCACCAAUCUUUUAAGCAGUUGUCAAGCAUAUGUUGUUAGCAAACAAUCAAACUUAACCCAAUGGCACCCAGUCCUGGGAUGGUUUGCUCAAAGAAUGGACUCGGGCUUGCAAGAAAGCCUGGUGUAUGUGAAAACUCAGCUUUAUCUCCUUUGGUCUCAACCAGAUGUUUCCGCUCUGCUCGGAUCACUUUUAGACCAAGUAUCGUUACCAACUGCCGAACCGCAGCCUCCUACGAGCUCCAAUUUUAUAAAGAGGGCGAUAGAUGCACGGAUUAACAGAGCAAACAGUGCAAAGCAGCCGAGGUAUAAACUGGGCACGCCGGAAUGCCCGUUAACAAAAGUGGCAAAUGUUUGUACACUUUAUUACACAUCUCUUAAUACUUUGUCUCAGCUCAGAUUAGAUAUUUUAACAGGGUUGUGUAAUAAAGAAUUAAUUCUUUAUAGACUUUGGAAGUUUUUAGAGUCACUAGGUCCCAACUGUGGAGUGAAGUCAUUUUUAGAUUCUCUAGCCGAUAAUAUGAAAGGCUGUUCUCCUGAAUUCAACACUGUCAUCCUUUUUUGUGAAUGUAUGACCCAUUACGUGACGAUUUUGGAUGAUGUUGAGAUGUAUGAGCAGCAGAACCCUUUUAAACUAACGGACUAUGUUUCUAUGUCAGCUUUUCUAAACACGUUCCUUUACAAAGGAAUUUUAAACAGCUUAUUUGACAUGAAGGGCAUUAAUGGCACAAGCCUAUUCCAAGCAUUGCACACAUUACUUAUGGUUUUGUACAGGCGUGAUAGCCGCAGGUCGUACUGUCCGCAGAACCACUGGCUUGUUAAAGAAAUUAGGAUUAGUAGUUUUAUGAACGAUCUUGACAAAGGAAAGAAGACAACACAGUUGCUACUAGCUAAAAUGCCUCACAUAAUCCCUCACUCAGAGCGUGUCCAGUUAUUUAGAAAAUACGUUGCUAAUGAAAAAGCUGUAUUGGGUCUUACAGAAUCCGCAUGCGCUGCAGCUUCCUCGACACUCAUAACGAUUCACAGGAGUAGGAUUGUUGAAGAUGGUUACCGUCAACUUGCAUUGCUUCCAUCUCAAGCUUUAAAAGGAGUUAUUCGAGUCAGAUUCAUCAACGAACAAGGUUUAGAUGAAGCAGGAAUUGAUCAGGAUGGAGUAUUUAAAGAAUUUCUAGAGGAGACUAUUAAGAGAGUUUUCGAUCCAUCUUUGAAUCUCUUUAUUGCUACUAGCGAAGAACGUUUGUACCCCUCACCUACAUCACAUUUACAAGACAAUCACUUACAGCUGUUUGAAUUCGUUGGAAGAAUGCUUGGAAAAGCUGUAUAUGAGGGUAUCGUUGUCGAUGUACCAUUUGCGUCGUUUUUUCUAAGCCAAGUGUUAGGGCAGACGCACGAAGCUCUUUACUCUUGCAUUGAUGAAUUGCCAUCCCUUGACAAAGACCUUUAUAGGUCUCUUACAUAUAUAAAACACUUAGAAGGAGACGUAAGUCAACUUGAUCUAACAUUUUCCAUAGACCAUGAUGUAAUGGGAAGACUUGUAACACACGAGCUUGUACCUGGUGGUCGAGCCUUGCCUGUCAACAAUCAUAAUAAAAUAAAUUACAUUCAUUUAAUGGCCCACUUCCGAAUGCAUACACAAAUAAAAGAACAGACUGCUGCGUUUAUUAAAGGUUUUAGGUCAAUAAUAAACUUAGAUUGGUUGGCACUGUUUUCAACCCCAGAGCUUCAAAGAUUAAUAGCUGGUGAUAAUGUACCUCUAGAUAUAGUGGAUCUUCGUAGGCAUACUCAGUAUUAUGGUGGUUUUCACGAUUCCCAUAAAGUUGUCCUUUGGCUAUGGGAUAUCUUGCAAAAAGACUUCAGUGAAGAUGAAAAACGUUUGUUUUUAAAAUUUGUUACUAGUUGCUCAAAGCCACCUCUUCUCGGUUUUGCCCACCUUGAACCUCCAUUUUCCAUUAGAUGUGUGGAAGUCGGUGAUGACGAAGACACUGGUGACACCAUUGGAAGCGUCAUCAGAGGAUUUUUUACAAUUAGAAAACGUGAUCCACAACAUCGUCUUCCAACUUCGUCAACUUGUUUCAACUUACUCAAGCUUCCUAAUUAUCAACGAAAAGGUACUUUGAGGGAUAAGUUAAGGUAUGCCAUAUCUAGCAAUACAGGUUUUGAACUUUCUUAAAAAGAUGAAAUCAAAUUUAAAAAAAAAAAGAGCUUAAUUUUGUUCAAAAAUACUUAACAAUUAAGUUAUAAGAUUCAUUCCAAUACACUUGUCAUACAUGAUUACUAUUAUAUGAUAUAUUUUUCAAUUAGCCAGUUAAUCAUACUAAACAUUUGGUAAAUAUUUUUAUCGCUAUUUUUGUUGCCUUUAAUGUUUAUUCUAUGAUCAAAAAGUAUAUAUAGAGAUGUAAUAUAUUGGUUGUUAUUUAUUUUGAUAUUAUAUAUAGCAAUGUAAUUGUGCCUCAAAUGAAAUAUAACAUGUUGAGAUCGAUUGUACAAUAUUUUUUCAGAUUUGGAUUUGGAAUCAGUUUAUUUAUUGGUAAUUAUCAAAUUAAAUGAAAACGUAUAUUUUGAAAUAUGGGCAAUUUUUAAAUUGAGAUGUUAAUUUUACAGUUU
Cimex lectularius (bed bug) is the source of this 3731-nucleotide messenger RNA. Its product is annotated as ubiquitin-protein ligase E3B. Gene Ontology annotation, biological process: ubiquitin-dependent protein catabolic process; protein polyubiquitination. The record is from RefSeq and is a predicted model, not a curated record. The transcript is spliced from 19 exons. Gene Ontology annotation, molecular function: protein binding; ubiquitin protein ligase activity. The coding region runs from base 115 to 3297 and encodes 1060 amino acids. Lineage: Eukaryota; Metazoa; Arthropoda; Insecta; Hemiptera; Cimicidae.